AUGGGGCACUAUUCCUCCCACAAUACCAAUGAUGGGGAACUAUUCCUCCCAGCAAUACCAAUGAUGGGGAACUAUUCUUCCCAGCAAUACCAAUGAUGGGACACUAUUCCUCCUCCUACUGAAGAUAGGCACUAUGUAACUGACCACCAAUCCUGACGCAAUGUUUAUUCUCACUGAUGCCGGGCCUGGGACAUUUUCUACCCCCACUGGUCAC
Staurois parvus is the source of this 214-nucleotide messenger RNA. Lineage: Eukaryota; Metazoa; Chordata; Amphibia; Anura; Ranidae. The record is from the annotation of a GenBank genome assembly.